GAACAGGUUUACAGGCGCGCUCCCGCACGCAUGCCCCAACCCUUUUUUGACAAGCUCAGCGUCCACCACUAAACGUAAAUGGCGGCGGAGACCAAACCGGCUGCGGCCAUCGGGGUUGCCGGCGAGAUGGAGGUGGAGGCAUACCGCCGCCUAUUCCCGGUGGCCUUCCUGGAGCGCCACCUGGGUGAGUCCGUCCGCAUCGAUGCCCGCCGCCUGAGAGAGGCCCGCACCACCACCGUCGCCCUCGGCGCCGUGUCCUCCGCGCAUGGUUCCGCUCUCGUCCGCGUUGGCGACACCGCCAUGCUCGCGUCGGUCAAGCUCGAGGUGAUGUCGCCCUCGGCCGAGUACCCAGACGAAGGAUCCGUCUCUGUUGAGUUCCACAUGCCGCCCAUCUGCUCCCCGCUGGUUAGGCCAGGCCGAUCUGCGGAGGUGGCACCAGUCAUCUCCAAGGCCCUUGAAGACGUUUUGAUGAGUUCCAGAAUGCUAAAUUUGAAGGACCUCUGUUUGAUAACUGGGAAGGCUUCUUGGCUAGCAUACCUGGAUAUCUAUUGUUUGAAUGCUGAUGGGUCUCUGUUUGAUGCUGCACUUAUUUCAGCAGUGGCUGCCUUUACACAUUUGGAGAUUCCUUUAGUUUCUGUUGGUGACGAUGGUAAAUUAUUUACUGUUGGAGGCAAUGACGGAAAAAACAAAUUUGAAUUGGUAAACAGAGAAAAGAGGAAACUGACACUUGGCGACAUUCCAUUGUCCCUUACAUGUGCACUUCAUAAAGGAUCUAUACUAACGGACCCAACUUCUGAAGAAGAAUCAAUUAUAGAGACCUAUGUGACUGUUGUCGUUGAUUCUUCAGACCGCCUAGUGUCAUUACAAAAAGUUGGAGGCACAGUGACAUCCAUGGCAACUAUUAAGGAGUGCAUUAGCUUGGCGAAAGAAAGGAGGCUGAGGCUAAGAGAAAUUCUGAUAGACUCUGUCAAAGCCAUGGAAGUCGACCAUACUGAAUAAUUCUGCAAAUACAUUCAGUUAAUCUAACCGGAUUAUUUCUUGAUGGUUCUCUGUGCCUCGGCUGCACUGAUUGUAACAGCAUUUUUGUUGGGUUAGUCCAAGUAUGUAGCUAUUUGUACUCCGCACAUGAUUUUUGACUUAAGUAGCCAGACAAUUUUAUCU
Molecule: messenger RNA, 1161 nt
Organism: Zea mays
Lineage: Eukaryota; Viridiplantae; Streptophyta; Magnoliopsida; Poales; Poaceae
Product: exosome complex exonuclease RRP43
Biological process (GO): nuclear polyadenylation-dependent rRNA catabolic process; rRNA catabolic process; U1 snRNA 3'-end processing
Cellular component (GO): nuclear exosome (RNase complex); cytoplasmic exosome (RNase complex)
Molecular function (GO): mRNA 3'-UTR AU-rich region binding
Source: RefSeq, marked validated